Pleurotus ostreatus (oyster mushroom) is the source of this 483-nucleotide messenger RNA. RefSeq lists its product as uncharacterized. NCBI's taxonomy places the organism in Eukaryota, Fungi, Basidiomycota, Agaricomycetes, Agaricales, Pleurotaceae. The record is from RefSeq and is a predicted model, not a curated record. The transcript has 4 exons. Bases 1 to 483 code for a protein of 160 amino acids.
AUGUUACCAGCGUCGCCCGUGCUCGCUGUUGUUCUCUGGUCGUUCCUGAGCAGCAACGUAGUGGCGCUGCCCGUUCCUGCAAAGGAAUACGAUCCAUUCAUCCAUGGGCUGCCUGGAUGGAAACCGUGGUUCGGAAUAGGACCUGUGGUUCGUCCCAUUCUUGAGCACCAGGCGGAGUAUGACUUGGUCCUAUGCUGCUAUGUCAACACUGUUGAUCAAGGAGGGUACUUUAGGUUAAAGAAACUGGCAGAUGCCAAGAACAAAGGCGUGGAUGUCGCACAGGGAGAUCCACCAGAGGAAAGCGUCCCAACAACUGGAAUCAAAGGAUGGAACCCCCUCUUUGGCAAAGGGCCUAUCAUGUUCCACCGGAGACCGCAGAGUUUGGUCGGCACAUCGACGACGUCUGCUGAAGGUCAACCUGUUGGUACCUCCGCAAAAGAAUCGAAUGCUGACGCAGUCUUGCCCUACGGUCUGGGUCCAUAA